Pyrenophora tritici-repentis Pt-1C-BFP is the source of this 1692-nucleotide messenger RNA. The record is from RefSeq and is a predicted model, not a curated record. Lineage: Eukaryota; Fungi; Ascomycota; Dothideomycetes; Pleosporales; Pleosporaceae.
AUGGAUAAAGCGACGGCGUCUGGAAAGCCACGCCAGAGGGCGUGGAAGCCCAAGGCUCGUUCUGGCUGCAAGACGUGCAAGAUACGGAAAGUAAAAUGCGACGAGGAAAAACCACACUGCAAGAGGUGCACAUCUACUGGAAGGACUUGCGAUGGUUACGAUCCGACCUUCCGGCCGCCGCCGCCAUCGACGCCAUCGCCGCCAGCAGCAAGACGUGACUCCCAUCACUCUGGGUCUGGUUGGAGCGUCGUGCGUUCACAAUCGCCGGUUUAUCUGGCACCGGCUUUGCGCCUCAAUAGCAGAGAGGAGCGAGAGAGCUUCGAGUUCUUCACGUGCCAUGCCGUUACCCACUUGCGCGGCUUCCUCGACUCCCCCUUUUGGCAGCGGGAGGUGCUUCAGGCCGCACAUCGCGACUCGGCAAUUCAACACUGUAUUAUAGCUCUCGGCGCCAUGUACCGACGCUUCUUCCAAGGUAACGGCUCACAUCUGACCGAACAUGACAUGUCGGACAAAUAUCUACAGUUUGCUCUUCGCCAGUCGAAUCGAGCCAUCCAAGAUCUAUUAAAAAAGCAGAUUGCGGAUGACUAUGUAAAAGACAGAACAAGCAAGGUCACUCUCAUGACAUGUUCCAUUCUAUUCAGCAGUAUGUGCUGUCUCCAGGGUCACCAAAAGCAAGCCAUCGAGCACCUCCGCAGCGGCAUCCGAAUGCUGAAUGAAACGGACGAGGAAGAAACAAGAGAAACUCACCCCGUAGAUUUGGAAUCGCUACGCACCAUUUUUGUAGGCCUGGACAUGCAAGUUCGCGCCAUAAUGCCGUCGCGUACAUCCGGCAGCUGGGUCACUAAACCAAAAACCAAACCGCUAUUCACCUCCCCGAACGGCGUCCUAAACAUGGCCAAAUUAAUAGACAUGUUACAACACUCGGAGAGCCUAAUGAAUACUAUCCACGCGUUCAACCAGAGAUCCGUUCUACUCGACCCUGACGAAGCCGCAGAUGACGUCUACGCCGAACACAGCGACCUGCUCAGCCGCUACCACCGCGGCGUAAUCGUAAUGCAACACCUCUGGUCCAAAGCAGCGGACCACGGUGACGAAUACAUCCAACCCCUCACUGCCCUCGAACUUAUGCAGGCACAGAUGGAGUACCUGCUCCGCUACCCCAGAGCCGAUUUGGUCGCAAAGUUCCCCCUUCUAGGCACCUUUGGGGACGUCAAACCCCCAUUCAAACACCCGUUUGAUCUUACAGCGCAGUUCUUCCGUGUCUUUGAACUCGCGACCAAACUGCUGCCGACAGCGACUAGUCCAGCCCCCGUGUUUACGACUACCAUGGGUCCUGUAGCUGCUCUCUGGCUCGUCGCUAUCCGCGCCCCAGGUCCAUGUCAGGCUCUCCGCAGGCGCGCCAUGAACCUUAUGCUGAAUCACCCUCGCCGCGAAGGGUUCUGGGACGGCAUGAUUGCGGGAAGGAUUGCGCGCGAGGGGCUACAGCUGGAGCAGGACCGUGUGCGGGCCAAUCUGGGGUUGAAGGAGGAUGACGAGCCGUUGGGCGAUUUGGAGGUUCCGGACGAGGAGCGCAUUGUGGCGUUUUAUAUUAGUCAUCCGGGUGAUGAUGAUAGGACGGGCAAGGUGGAGCUUUCGAAUACGAGGGAUAUGGCGGUUGGGGUUCCGGGGGCGGUACGGUGGCUUACUUGGUAG